Messenger RNA from Strongyloides ratti, 1545 nucleotides. RefSeq names its product Amino acid transporter, transmembrane family-containing protein. Gene Ontology annotation, biological process: L-alanine transport; amino acid transmembrane transport. The transcript is spliced from 4 exons. The record is from RefSeq and is a predicted model, not a curated record. Gene Ontology annotation, cellular component: vacuolar membrane. Lineage: Eukaryota; Metazoa; Nematoda; Chromadorea; Rhabditida; Strongyloididae. Bases 1 to 1545 code for a protein of 514 amino acids. Gene Ontology annotation, molecular function: L-proline transmembrane transporter activity; L-alanine transmembrane transporter activity.
AUGACUAAAAAAGGAUUAGACAACUCAUUUCAAGAUGGGUACUCAUUAGUAUCAUCUAAUAGUAUAGAUAAUAAAGUUGAAUUUCAAAGAAAACAUCGUAAUUUAAAAGGAAUGGGAUGGAUUGUAACAUGUCUUUUUAUUGUUGGUGAAACAGCAGGUGGUGGUUUAAUAGCAAUGCCAACAGCAAUGGUAGCUUCUGGUUUUUUUGGUGGAACAUUUAUGAUAUUUAUUGGUGCAAUUGUAUGUUCAUAUUCUGGUAUACAACUUUCUGAAAAUUGGACAAUUCUUCAAGAAAGAUGGCCUGAAUAUAGAGAACAUUGUAGAAAACCAUAUCCAGCAAUGGGUUUACGUGCAUUUGGAAAAAAAUUUCAAUCUAUUGUUUCAUUUUGUUUAAAUUUUACACAAUUUGGUACUGCUGUAGUAUUUUUAUUGUUAGCAGCAAAAAAUAUUGAAAAUUUUUUAGCAGCAUAUGGUGAUAUUCAUGUUAAUUUUUGUUGGUUAGUAAUAUUUGUUGCCAUAUUUAUGUUACCAUUUACAUUAUUAAAAUCACCUAAAGAUUUUUGGUGGGCUGUUAUUGGUGCAAUGAUUACAACAACAAUUGCUGUAAUUUUAAUUAUUAUUGGUUCAAUUGAAGAUUACCAUACAUGUAAAUCAUUUAAUAAUUAUCCUCCAAUAUCAUAUUCCAAAUUUUUUAUGACUUUUGGUACUGUAAUGUUUGCAUAUGGUGGACAUGGUGCAUUUCCAACAAUUCAACAUGAUAUGAAAAAACCAUAUCAUUUUACACGCUCUGUUUUAUUAGCAUUUCUUAUUAUUGCUACUAUGUAUUUUCCAGUAUCAAUUAUGGGAUAUAUAAGUUAUGGUGACAGUUUACGAGAAUCAGUUAUUCCUUCACUUCAGAAUGUUGUUAUACAACAAGCUGUAAAUAUGUUUAUAACACUUCAUGUUAUAUUAGCAUUAACAAUUGUAUUUAAUCCUUUAAAUCAAGAAUUUGAAGAUUUAUUAAAUAUACCACAUGAAAUGGGUUAUAAAAGAGUUAUAACUAGAACAAUAAUGAUGAUUGCUGUAGUAUUUAUUGCUGAAACAGUGCCAAAUUUUGGAGUACUUCUUGAUUUUGUUGGUGGUUCAACGAUUACAUUAAUGGCUCUAAUUUUUCCAUUAAUUUUUAAUCUUUUUCUUUCUGCUGCAAAUAAAAAAUAUAAUGGAAAAAUGGCAUCAUUAGAGGAAAAACCUUUAACAAUAAAAGAAAUGAUUCAUUAUACACCAAAAAUAAAAUUAAUAAUUAAUAUUACCCUUAUAACAAUUGCAACAAUUGGAGGAUUUGCUGCAACAAUAUCAGCUUUUAGAAUUAUGAUUUCAUCUGAAUUUUCACCGCCAUGUUAUUCAAGUAUAUUUAGUUCACCAGUUGAAAAAGAAGCAAUUAUUGAAUCAUUUAAAGUUCAUGGAAUGUUUAAUUGUUGUGGAAUAAAUAAAAAUAUCACUAGAUUACAUGAUAUUUCUGUUUGUAGAGAUCCAUUUGCAAUUUCUAAUGGUGGAAGUCAUGGUUAA